Molecule: messenger RNA, 2154 nt
Organism: Syzygium oleosum
Lineage: Eukaryota; Viridiplantae; Streptophyta; Magnoliopsida; Myrtales; Myrtaceae
Product: tRNA dimethylallyltransferase 9
Exons: 12
Coding region: 69-1490 (473 amino acids)
Biological process (GO): cytokinin biosynthetic process; tRNA modification
Molecular function (GO): tRNA dimethylallyltransferase activity
Source: RefSeq, a predicted model, not a curated record
CUCUUCCCUCCCUCUCCAUUUGCUCUGUUCCACUCGUAACCACACUCGCAAACAGCACUUCUUCAACCAUGUUCAGCGGCGGAGCGUGUAGCCUCCGAACCUGUUGCCUCCGCCCUCUGCGUUCCCCAAUCGAGCCUCUUCGUCGGAGUACUCGGUCGCGCUUGGCUUGCCGCCGGCGGUUCUCCGCCACGGCCUGCUCCGUCCCCAGUUCGGAGGCUAAACAGAAGGUCAUCGUGAUCUCCGGGCCCACCGGAGCUGGUAAGAGCAGGCUGGCGCUGGAGCUCGCCAAGCGGCUCAACGGCGAGAUCAUCAGCGCCGACUCCGUACAGGUCUAUCGAGGUCUUGAUGUUGGAUCUGCAAAGCCUUCCCUGAGGGACAGAAAGGAGGUGCAACAUCAUCUAGUUGACAUAUUACAUCCGUCUGAAGAUUAUUCUGUCGGCCAAUUUUUCGAGGAUGCAAGGCAAGCUACUACAGAUAUUCUCGACAGUGGUCGUGUUCCUAUAGUUAGUGGAGGAACUGGUCUGUAUUUGCGAUGGUAUAUGUACGGGAAGCCAGAUGUUCCGAAAGCCUCGCCAGAAAUAUCAUCCGAAGUCUACUCAGAGCUUGCAGACUUGCAGAAAAAUGGUGAUUGGAAUGCAGCUGUGCAGUUGGUGGUCAAAGCUGGAGACCCAAAGGCCCGGCACUUGGCUGCAAAUGAUUGGUACCGCCUCAGGCGUAGUCUUGAAAUAAUUAAGUCCAGCGGAGCACCUCCAUCCGCUUUUCAGAUACCUUAUGACUCACACAAGGAGAAGUUCCAAUCCAACAUGAGUGACGGAAGUCAAGAAGUCAAGUCUUCUGUUACGUUUGAGGAGAUUACAUCGAAGGAUUUGGAUUACGAUUUUAUUUGCUUUUUCCUCUCAAGUCCAAGAGUUGAUCUGUAUAGAUCGCUAGAUCUCCGAUGUGAAGAUAUGCUUUUAGCAGGGAAUGACGGAAUUUUGGCGGAAGCUCGAUGGCUUCUCGACGAGGGUCUUCUCCCAAAUUCAAACUCUGCAACUCGAGCUAUUGGUUACAGACAAGCAAUGGAGUACCUGAUGUGGUGUAGGCAACAUGAAGGAGGGACUUCUGCACGGGAUUUCUUAGCUUUCUUGUCAGAGUUUCAGAAAGCAUCCAGAAAUUUUGCAAAAAGGCAGAUGACAUGGUUCCGGAAUGAGCAUAUUUAUCACUGGCUUGAUGCUUCUAAAUCGUUGGUAUUUUGGCUUUUUCAGAUGUCUGCUCUUCAGGAAAAGGUUCUCAACUUCAUUUGUCAUGCGUACCAUGACCAAACUGGAGAGCUUAAUGUACCUGAGUCACUUAGAAUGAAGAAAGAAAUCUCGGGCCGCCGAGAAGAUGCCGAACUUAAGGCAUACCAUACCAAAAACAGGCAUUUCGUUUCUCGCGAAGAUUGUUCAGAUAUUCUAGAUUGGAUCAGGAGAACCCAGGGAUCAACAGAAAGAACUUAUUCAUUCUCCUGAGUGAACCUCCUUUGGUCGUCAUGACCUCACAGAACUCAGAUACAUGGUGACCAUUCUUCACUGACCUUCAGGAGGUGCAUUAUUUGUGCUGUUGCUUUUUACCAAUAUCUUUGUUUCCUCAUGAUAUUGGAUUUACCAUAAUAUGCUUGCUGAUUCACGCCGCAGCAAAGGAUGCAAAUCUGUUUUUUAAGUAUCACUUGAAGAAUCUUAACUGAGAGUCAAAGCAAAUGUAGAUCUUUCUCCAAGAGAGCCAAUGUUCCAGGAAAAAGACCAUUUACAGAAUCAUUCGACCAGCUUGCUUAUAUAUUGAAAGGUCUUUCCUGUCCUUCUGUCCAUUUCCUUGAUCAUCUGGUCAGGUGUGCGAGUGGGGUAAGGUGUAUUGCCCCAACCUCUCUCCUUGGUUUGGACGUCGACAGGGAAACGAGCGUCAUCGUCUACCACACAUGCUAGAGAUUAAGUCUGUGGGUAUGUGAGUACCUUUUCCCUCCAACAUGGGUUCGUUCUGAGCAGCAGAUUCAUCGACAUUGGCUCAUCUGCAUUGGCCUCUACUGUUGCAAUUAAUUGGACUUUCCUAUUGUCACCUUAUGUUGGAGUCAUUCGUUUGGCUUCUCUUCCCAAUCUUGUAACAUUAAUUGCUUUCGGAAUGAAAUCUUGUACUUCUAAA